CAUUCCUCUUGUUUAUUUAUAAGAAAGAGAAUUUGGCUGUCACUGUUCACAAAGAAUGCCAGCAAGCAGAAAGGAACGGACCUCUGAAAAGGGAAUACCACUAAACAUUUGGCAAACCCACCCAUAAUGGUAUUGUAAUCCUAUUGUAUUAGUCCUGACCAGGGUUGGCUGUUAAACCAACAUUCAGUGCAGAAUUUGGUGCCAUUUUGGGAUACCAUCAUUAUUCUCCGAGGAAUAACCAUGGAUGAAACAUUGAUUUCUGACCACAAUGGAGAUCUAUGCUUAGAAGUAAAGCAAGUGCAGAUAACUGAUAUUAUUGAUGAAAUGGCAGCACCAGCUGAAGACAUUCUGUGUGGAACAUUGGGAUGUGACUCUGGGAUCCAAGACCCAGUUGAUGAAGAGCAACACAUACAGUGUGAAGGCCAACAACUGGUUACUGAAGAAGAGAAGGCAAAGGAUGUUGAAAUUGUAGAAGAAAAUAUAAAGCUUGGAGAUACAGCUAUAGCCAACACUUACCACAAUAGAGAAGUUGCCAAAGAAAUAACAGAGGAGCCCAGGAUGGAAAUUGGAUCAGAGGAAGACAAUAUCCCUGUGUGUGAAAUAUCUGGGGAUACAGAUUUUGCCCAGCACUGCAGUAGUCCAAUGAGCCAACAAAUAGCAAUGCCAGACUUAUUUCCGAUUCAGAAAACAGAGAAUCUCUCAGUCUUUUUUAUGACUGACGUUGAAGAAGAAAUGGUUUCAACUGGGCAUGGCAAGGAAAACGGAAAGGAGUCAUUUGAUGAUGAUGAGCAAGAAAACGGGUCAAAAUAUUCCCUUUCACUCAGUCCAACAGGCAGCCAACAAGAUUCCUCCGAGGGACCCCCGAAUAGUGGAAACCGGCCGGAUAUCUUCAGGCACAGUUACUCACGAUACAAUACUGUUUCCUACAGCAAGAUUCGCAAAGGAAACACUAAGCAAAGAAUUGAUGAAUUUGAGUCUAUGAUGAAUCUAUAAUAAUCCUGAAAAUAUUUAUUCUCUUUAACUCUUCUUGCUCCUUUAUUAAUUGUGCACAGUCUGUUAAUGAUUAAUUCAAUAGAUCUUAUAAAAAAAGUCAUUCUUGUUUCUUCAAAUUUCUGAUUUUGCAUAAUGGUUAAUAAAGGGUUUCUCAGGGGCCCCAAAUUUUUUUGGGGAAUCAGCCUUGCAACCCAAAAAUUGGUUUGGAACCAUUUGUAAUACCUUUCUAAUUACUAUUUUCAAUUGUACAAUGAAAUAUUACUGUAUUAAAGGGGAUCAUGGAGAGUCCAAACACACAGGCUGAGAAUCAUUGGGUUAUUAGAUAAUAACAGAUAUUAAGUUGUAUACCGUCAUUUUUUUAUUUUCCCAUUGUACAUUACGUAAAAGAAGUUGUAAAGAAGAUAAUUUAUUGUUAUACUUCUGUUGCUUUUUUGCCCUAGCUUCUGUAAAUGGGCUAUUGAGUCAGCUUGCAGUUUCAGUCUUGCCUGCCAUUGUUAUCAGACUGACUGGCAACCACCUUCUUUAUCAUCUCCCACAGACCUUCUAUUAUAUUGUAAACCCAUACAAGAAGCAAGCCUGGCAUUGUGAGCAAUUCUUAGGCUUGUCCAUAGAACUGCAGAUGCCUUCACUUGAUAAUAAUUCAGUUAGUAUGAGGGAAGGAUCCUGUUUUAUUAGAAAAUUCAAUGCUGGGCAUUUCUAUUAGGCGGGAUCUUUGCUAGGGUUGAGAAAGUUAAUAUUAUAGCUGGAUAUGCAGAUUUCUGAGCAGAGAACAAAACGUUAUGGCCUUACAUAUCCUUUUAACAAUCUAACAGCAAUAUGGUAUGCACCCUGUGAAUAACUAAUAAAGUUCUAUGCUCUA
This is a messenger RNA of Xenopus laevis (African clawed frog), 1852 nucleotides long. RefSeq lists its product as uncharacterized. The coding region runs from base 241 to 993 and encodes 250 amino acids. The transcript is spliced from 3 exons. The record is from RefSeq and is a predicted model, not a curated record. NCBI's taxonomy places the organism in Eukaryota, Metazoa, Chordata, Amphibia, Anura, Pipidae.